Messenger RNA from Elephantulus edwardii (Cape elephant shrew), 4306 nucleotides. It is a transcript of the gene PAM, whose product is annotated as peptidylglycine alpha-amidating monooxygenase. Gene Ontology annotation, molecular function: protein binding; peptidylglycine monooxygenase activity; copper ion binding. The coding region runs from base 381 to 3302 and encodes 973 amino acids. The record is from RefSeq and is a predicted model, not a curated record. Gene Ontology annotation, biological process: peptide metabolic process. Gene Ontology annotation, cellular component: membrane; extracellular region. Lineage: Eukaryota; Metazoa; Chordata; Mammalia; Macroscelidea; Macroscelididae. The transcript is spliced from 25 exons.
GUUCUGAAUGAUGACUGACGCGGGUUCUUGUGAUAGCCCUCACAGCCCCUGUCAUUCCGGAGUGAUAAGGAGCUCGCAUGCCUAGCCCCAACACCAGGGGGAGGGAAAACAAGCAGCAGCUCUGGAGGGAGGAAAGCUUCCGCUUGUGGACUGGACAAAAGUACCGCCUUCGCACUGGUGUCUGCCUGCAGCUCCUGAUCUAGACACCUCGCCCUGUCUUGCUCGCGGCUCUCCUAGGCAGAUGGUGUGUGGCCACCGCAGGACGCCCGCCGCGCCCGGGCCAUGAAGUAGCGGCUGCUGGUGGCGCCGCUGCCCGACCGCCGGCCCAGCCCGCGCUGCGCUGCCCGCUGAUCUCCCCGCGGGGCCGGAGCAGCGUGGACAUGGCUGGCCGCGCUCUUUGCCGGCUGCUUCUCCUCCUGCUCUUUCAAAGCAGCUGUUUCAGCUACAGAAGCCCACUUUCUGUCUUUAAGAGGUUUAAAGAAACUACCAAAUCAUUUCCCAAUGAAUGUACCUCCAGACCAGUAAUUCCAAUUGACUCAUCAGAUUUUGCAUUGGAUAUUCGAAUGCCUGGAGUUACCCCAAAACAGUCUGAUACGUACUUGUGCAUGUCAUUACGUUUGCCAACAGAUGAGGAAGCCUUCGUGAUUGACUUCAAACCUCGUGCCAGCAUGGAUACUGUCCAUCAUAUGUUACUUUUUGGAUGCAAUAUGCCUGCUUUCACUGGAAGUUACUGGUUUUGUGAUGAAGGAACCUGUACAGAUAAAGCCAAUAUUCUGUAUGCUUGGGCAAGAAAUGCUCCCCCCACCAGACUCCCAAAAGGUGUUGGAUUCAGAGUUGGAGGAGAUGCUGGAAGUAAAUAUUUUGUACUGCAGGUGCACUAUGGGGAUAUUAGUGCAUUUGGAGAUAAUCACAAGGAUUGUUCUGGUGUGUCCUUACAUCUCACACGUCUACCACAACCUUUAAUUGCUGGCAUGUAUCUUAUGAUGUCUGUUGACACUGUAAUACCAGCAGGAGAAAAAGUGGUGAAUUCAGACAUUUCAUGCCAUUAUAAAAACUAUCCAAUGCAUGUCUUUGCCUAUAGAGUUCACACUCACCAUUUAGGUAAGGUAGUGAGUGGAUACAGAGUAAGAAAUGGACAGUGGGCAAUUAUUGGACGUCAGAGUCCCCAGCUACCACAGGCUUUCUACCCUGUGGAACACCCAGUAGAUGUUAGUUUUGGUGACCUAUUGGCAGCAAGAUGUGUUUUCACUGGUGAAGGAAGGACAGAAGCUACUCAUAUUGGUGGUACAUCUAGUGAUGAAAUGUGCAAUUUAUACAUUAUGUAUUACAUGGAAGCUAAGCAUGCAGUUUCAUUCAUGACCUGUACACAUAAUGUUGCCCCAGAUAUGUUCAGCACCAUACCACCAGAGGCCAAUAUUCCGAUUCCUGUGAAGUCUGAUAUGGUUAUGAUGCAUGGUCAUCACAAAGAAACAGAGAACAAAGAUAAGCCUUCUUUACUGCAGCAACCAAGACGAGAAGAGGAGGAAGUGUUAGACCAGGGUGAUUUCUAUUCACUUCUUUCCAAGCUGCUAGGAGAAAGGGAAGAUGUUGUUCAUGUACAUAAAUAUAAUCCCACAGAAAAGGCAGAAUCAGAAUCAGACCUUGUAGCCGAGAUUGCAAAUGUAGUCCAAAAGAAGGACCUUGGUCCGUCUAAUGCCAGAGAGGGUGCAGAACAUGAGAGGGACAAUGCUGUUCUUGUCAGAGACAGAAUCCACAAAUUCCACAGAUUAGAAUCAACUUUGAGCCCAGCAGAAAACAGAGUUUGCUCAUUGCAGCAGCCCCUAACUGGUGAAGGCACCUGGGAACCAGAACACACAGGAGAUUUCCAUAUUGAAGAGGCACUGGAUUGGCCUGGAAUUUACUUACUACCAGGUCAAGUUUCUGGGGUUGCUCUGGAUGGUGAGAACAACCUGGUGAUUUUCCACAGGGGUGACCAUGUCUGGGAUGGAAACUCUUUUGACAGCAAGUUUGUUUACCAGCAAAGAGGACUUGGACCAAUUGAAGAAGAUACCAUUCUUGUCAUAGAUCCAGAUUAUGCUUCUGUACUUCAUUCCAGUGGCAAAAAUCUGUUUUAUUUGCCACAUGGCUUGAGUAUAGAUAAAGAUGGAAAUUAUUGGGUCACAGAUGUGGCUCUCCAUCAGGUGUUCAAAUUAGAUCCAUAUAGCAAAGAAGGCCCUUUGCUGAUCCUGGGUAGAAGCAUGCAACCAGGGAGUGACCAAAAUCACUUCUGUCAGCCCACUGAUGUUGCUGUGGAUCCAGAGACUGGAACCAUCUACGUAUCUGAUGGUUACUGCAACAGUCGGAUUGUGCAGUUUUCACCCACUGGAAAGUUCAUCACACAAUGGGGAGAAGUGUCUUCAGGAAGUAAUCCUAAACCAGGCCAGUUCACUGUUCCUCAUAGCUUGGCUCUCAUACCUCAUUUGGGCCAGUUAUGCGUGGCAGACAGAGAAAACGGCCGGAUCCAGUGUUUUAAAACUGACACCAAAGAAUUUGUGAGAGAGAUCAAGCAUGCAUCAUUUGGAAGAAAUGUAUUUGCAAUUUCAUAUAUUCCAGGUUUGCUCUUUGCUGUGAAUGGGAAGCCUUAUUUUGGAGACCAACAACCUGUACAGGGAUUUGUAAUGAACUUUUCAAAUGGGGAAAUUAUAGGCAACUUCAAGCCAGUACGCAAGCACUUUGACAUGCCUCAUGAUAUUGUUGCGUCUGAAGCCGGGACAGUGUAUGUUGGAGACGCUCAUGCUAAGACCGUGUGGAAGUUCACCUCGACUGAAAGAAUGGAACAUCGAUCAGUUAAAAAGGCUGGCAUCGAAGUCCAGGAAAUCAAAGAAGCCGAGGCAGUUGAGACCAAAAUGGAAAACAAACCCACUUCCUCAGAAUUGCAGAAGAUACAAGAGAAACAGAAACUGAUCAAAGAACCAGGAUCAGGAGUAUCCGUUGUUCUCAUUACAACCCUUCUGGUUAUUCCGGUUGUUGUCCUGCUGGCCAUUGCCUUAUUUAUUCGGUGGAAAAAGUCAAGGGCCUUUGGAGCAGAUUCUGAACACAAACUCAAGACAAGCUCAGGAAGAGUAUUGGGAAGACUUAGAGGGAAAGGAACUGGAGGCUUAAACCUUGGAAACUUCUUUGCAAGCCAUAAAGGCUACAGUCGGAAAGGGUUUGACCGCCUUAGCACCGAGGGAAGUGACCAAGAGAAAGAUGAAGAUGACGGAAGUGAAUCAGAAGAGGAGUAUUCUGCACCUCUGCCUCCACCAGCACCUCCCUCCUCCUGAAAACCAGGCUUUGAUUUAGGCUGAGCGAGAUUUUACCAAGAAUGCCAGAUUCCUUCUUUUUAGCACGUUUAAAGCUUUGUGUAUUUAAUUGUAACUGUACUAGUCUGUGUGGGACUGUACACAUUUUAUUAACUUCCUUUUUGAGUUGAUUGGCUUUGGUUUCUAGUUGAAGAAUUUCCUAAAUCUUCCUAACAGUGCCAUUGUCUUUACAUGAACAUAGAAUAAAGAAGCAGUUGUCUUCUUCCAUCAUAGUACUAAUUGAAAUGAUGGGAUAUUUGCUCAUUUUCAUUUUUGAGACUUUUCUGUGGAUGUAAAUAAUCCCACUUUCUGCUUGAACACAGUAUUUCUCCAAUAGCACUUCCAUUGCCAAUGUCUUUCUUUGGUGCCUUUCCUGUUCAGCACUCUCAGCCUGUGGCAGUAAAGAGAAACUUUGUGCUACAUGAUGAUAAAGCUGCUAAAUCUCCUUCUAUUUUUUUAAAAUCACUAGCAUUAUAUUGCAAUGAGAAAAGGAAAAAAGUCUCUAUUUAAAUUCUUUUUUUAGUUUCUUCUUUAGUUGGUGUGUUCUGGGAUGUCUUAUUUUUAGAUGGUUACACUGUUAGAACACUAUUUUCAGAAUCUGAAUGUAAUUUGUGUAAUAAAGUGUUUUCAGAGCAUUAGCUGUCAGUGUAUUUUGCAAUUUUUGCAGGCUUUUGUAUACAACUUUUGUAAUAUUUACACAAACCACCAAUAACUUUCUCAAUGUCUUCAACCAGCAGAAAUGUGUUGUAUUGUAUAAAAUAUAGAAGAUAUUUUGUUAUAUAGCCAAUACAGAUUGGAAACAAGACUAAGAAUUUACAUACAUGUGUUAAAGCAGGCUUUCUAUUAACAUAUAAAGAUGAUCCUUGCCUGUAUAUAAAUCAGAAAGUAAAUACUUUAAUAAAAAGUGAUCAUAGCUAAGAGGAAGCCUGUGUCUCAAAUUACAUAUACAAAUUAUUUCAUCAGUGUAGGUUACUAUUAAUAUUUUU